GAAGGGCCUUCAGUUCUCCGCGCGAGCGCCCGCGCUCUGUAGGCCCCCCCAUCUCGACUAGGAAAUAUAACCGCGUUGUCGAGCACGGGGAAAAAAAAAACACAAUUUGUUGCGUUUUUUGUUCGUUCCCGCUGGUGUGGCGGUGUCGGAAAGGGACCCCCCCCUCACCCCGCCCGCCCGCCUACCUCCGCCGCUCAUGGCAAAGGCGAUGGCAACGCCGGGCAGCGUCAAGGACGAGCUCCUGGUGUUCGGUUACGCGUGCAAAGUGUUUCGCGACGACGAGAGAGCGAGAUCGCUCGAUAGAGGAGUCCACCUCAUUCCGUGGAUGGGCGACGAGUCCAUCCGGAUGGAUAGGUACGACGGGAGGGGUCACCUGCACGACCUCUCCGAGUACGACGCGGAGUACACGUGGAACCGCAGCUACGACCUCUCGGAGGAGGAGGUUCGCAUCGAGGCACUGUGCGACGUCGAGCGCUACCUGGCGCUGACCACCAACCUGCUGGACGAGGAGGCGCGGCAUGAGGAGGAGUACAAACGGCUGCACCAGGAGCUGGCGGAGGACGGCGCCUACCGAGCCGUGGGCUUCUCCUACGGCGAUGAGUACUACGACCCCACGCAGCCCACGGAGGAGGAGGACGCGCACCCCAAAACCCAGCCGCCGCCAGCACCCGCCGUUUUGCCUGCAGUCGAGAAAAAUCCCGAGCCGGAGGUGAACGAAGAGCCGUUCAUUGCCCCAGAAGAGCUUAAAUUACCCUCGGGCAUGGAAGUGCCGGCCACGUUCAAGACACACGCGAUCGUGGAGCGCACCGCGGGCUUCGUGUGCAAGCAGGGCACGCAGUUCGAGAUCAUGCUGAAGACGAAGCAGGCGCGCAACUCCCAGUUCGACUUCCUGCGCUUCGACCACUACCUCAACCCCUACUACAAGCACAUCCUGAAGCGCAUGAAGGACGGGAAGUACACGCACAUCCCCGAUCCCAAGCAGCAGCACAAGGCGAAGGCGUCCAGAGCGAAUUCCGCGGACGAGGAGGACGAGGACGAUGACGACGAUAACGAGGGCGGGUACCUCCACCCGAGCUUGUUCGCGUCCAAGGCGCAGUCCAACAGUCGCCUCGAGGAGCUCGUCAAGCCCCUAACGACGGUGGAUCCCAACCACCCGCUCAUGGCCAUGGCGCUGCGAGCACGCAUGAUCGCCGCCGAACCUGCGGACGCCCUGGCGCAGCCCGACAAGAAAGUCAAAGCUCCCCCGGCGGAACCGACAACCCCUCCCCCGCUCGGCGUCGAGCCUCCAGUCCCAGCUGGUGCGCCGAACGACAAGGGCCCCACCCCGUUCGACGCGGACGAGGAGCGGACGACUGAACUUGCGCCGGAGCAGGAGGAGGAGGAGACGCCGCCCACCAAAGCGUCCGCUGCAGCGGCCGUGGCGAUGUACUACGGCUACUACGUGAUGCCGGACGGCACGUACAUCCAGGGGCCGCCGCCGCCGGCACCGGCGGCCGACAAGAUGUCCGAGUACGCGUACGGUGCUCAAGCCACCACGCUGCUUGCCCCUCCGCCACCGCCGGGGCUGGCGCCGCCGCCACUGUCGUCGUCGUCAUACCUUUCGCUCCCGUCAGACGCAACCCAGGGGACGGACACGACUACCACUGCCAACAACGCUGACACCGCCGACACUGCUAGCACCGCCAACACCGCCAACACUUCCAACACCGCCAACACCGCCUCCGCCGCCGGCACGAUUGUCGUGACCGCCGCCAGCUCCGUUGGUGCCAGGAACUCGGCGCAACCGAUCGUGACCCCUACGGCUGACGCCUUGGCCACGAGCCACACGGCGGCGAUCCCCAGCGUGAUCCCCCCGCCGCCCGACGUGCAGCCCGUCAUCGACAAACUGGCGCAGUACGUCGCCAAGAACGGGCUCGAGUUCGAGGACGGAGUCCGCUCUAAGAACGACCCCAGGUUUGACUUCUUGCAGUCCUGGCACUCGUACAACGCGUAUUACGAGUUCAAGAAGAACUUCUUUGUGGAGAAACAUGGCCUCCUGCCUCUCACGAGAGCACCAGCGGCGCAAGCGACCAAUGGGACGGAACAGCAGGGCAGCGUCACUUCCACGGAGCCUCCGAGCGCCACCUCCGCCGCUGCCAAAGCCCCUAAAGCCCAAAAGAUCACCAUCGCCCCCAUAAGCUUCGCGAUUCGUGCCAAAGAGCCCGAGGCUCUUCCCCUCGAGAAGAAGAAUGCUCUGCUCGGCGACGACAGCGAUGAUGACGACGAGGACUUUCCGGACCCGGGCGGAGGCGGUGGCAGCGGCGACGUCGGCAGGGCAGCCACCGCCUCUCCCUUCUCCGCGUCCACCUCCAAACCCAACGGCGAGGGCGGCCACGGGCGGCCCCCGGCGGCCGGCAGGGUCGGGCCGCCCCACGGGGCGACGGCCGCGACAGCCGCGACGGAGGAACGCAGACCGCAGCUGAGCCAGGAGGAGAUGGAAGCCAAGCUGGCCAAGCAGCGCCUGGAGGACCGUCUGUCGGCAGCGGCGCGUGAGAAGCUUGCGCAGGCCGCCAAGGAGUCGAAGGAGCGGCAGGCGCAGGCGGAGCGCGAGCGCCAGCAGGGCCUCCUGCUGGCGGCGGCGGCGUUGGUGGCGGCGCCGGCUGCGUCGGCGCGGGACGAGCGCGAGCGGCUGCUCCAGGCCGAGAGGAGACGCAAGGCUGAGCUCUUCCUCCAGAAGCUGCGGUACCCCGGGGACGCGGGCGGCUCCGCCAAGAUGGAGACGGAGGCGGCGGGAGAGGUGUCGCCGGUGUUAGUUACACCGGCGGCAUCGGCACUGGCGGCGGCCGCGGCGGCUGUGGCAGCUGCGGCGGCGGCAACUGCAGCAACGGCGGCGGCAACGACAGCGGCGCCGGUACCACCGGCACCAUCCACUGCGCCGGACGAACCUCCGGAAUUAAAGAAGGCGCGACACUCGGGGAAGGAGAAGAAGAAGGAGAAAGGAGAGGGGGAGGAGGAGGAGGAGAGAAAGAGGAGGAGGUCGCGCGAGAGGAGCCGCUCGCCGCGUCACGAGCGCGGCGCCCCGAGGGACAAGGGGGGGGGCCGCAAGAAGAAGAGCUCGCGCGACAAGAAGAAGGCGAAGAGGUCGAAGCGCGAGCGGAGGUCCCGCUCGCGCUCGGCGCCGCGCUCGCGCUCCCGCCCGCGCUCGCGCUCCCGCCCGCGCUCGAGCUCGCGCUCCAAGCAGCCGCUGCCCAGCGCGUACAAGUCGGCGCGGCGCUCGCGGUCCCGGUCGCGGUCCGUGGAGCAGCGGAAGGAGGACACCCUGCCCAGUGCCUACCGCGUGUCCACCAGCCCCGUCCGGAGCACGCGGAGGUCGCCCAAGGAGCACAAGCGGAAGAGGUCGCCCAGGGCGGAGGGGGAGGACGACGUCCACCGCAGGAAGAAGCACCCCCAGCCUCACCCGAAGCACCACGCGCGUCCCUCGCACGCGCCCAACGCCGGCGUGGGGGCGGCGCCCUCCUCCUCCUCUUCCACCUCCUCCUCGAGGAAGAAGAAGCGCGGCCACUCGCGCUCAGCGGAGCCCUCGCCCGACGCGUCCCAACCCAGCGACGCGAGCAGCUCCUCCGCCGCCGCCGCCACUGCCACCACCACGCGCACGCACGGCCACGCCACGCCUCUGGUUCCGGAGAAGGACGGCACCGCCUCUCCGACUCUCUCCGCGGUUCAAGUCAAAAUCACUCAGGAUAUCAUGGCACGAGUGAAGGCGAUGCUGGCCGCUGAGAAGGAGCUCCCUUAGCCCUCGCCCAGCUGAGAACAACAACAGCACAAAACACGACGGCGUAUCGCCGUCUCGUUCAUUAAAUCGUCACAAGAGUUGAACUUUUUCGUCAAACGGUGUUGUGUUUUUUUGCACCCUCCCCACCGCCCCCCCCCCAUCCCCCUCCCCCCAUACCGCCGUUUUGUUUUUAAUGCCACGCAGCGAGGCCAGGUGUGGCGUGUAUGGACGUGUGUUGAACUUGUGACGUAGCCAACCCGUACCAAUCGGAGGUGCGGGGGGGGGGGGAAGGACAACAAACUGAAUUAAUAUCUGCCGCGGAAUUUAUUUUUAGGUUCGCUUCUUCGUUAAAUAAAGCGGCCGAGGUUACUUGUUCGCGCUACAGGGCUGGUAAAUUUAAGGAAAAGGGAUAACAACAACAAUGAAUCGGUGAGCGCGAGACUUGGCGAUGCUGUGCUGUUAUAACUGUGUUUUUGUCUCGAGGCGACGUCCUUCGUACGGAAGCAGCGUCGUACCAUCGACCUGCCCUGUUCCUCCCCCCCCACCACAAGCUGUACGGAGAGAAGCUUCCCGUUACCACAUCUGGCCUCCUAGAAGCCACAUUGCCACAUUAUGUUGCCGGACAUCUGCCGAUGAGUUUUGUUUCUUGUAAAUAAGUAGUAUCCCUUUCGUAAAAAAAAAAAGUCGACUUAUCUUAACAGUUAUUUUUUUUUUGUUACGAAUUGAAUUGUAAAGGAACAAAGUUUUUGACAGCUUCUCCUUUGUCCCGUCGCUGGUGACUGUUUACCGGCUAUUCCGAUUGGCCUUGUAAAUAAAUAAAUACCCACGUGCGGAUCGA
Molecule: messenger RNA, 4589 nt
Organism: Lethenteron reissneri (Far Eastern brook lamprey)
Lineage: Eukaryota; Metazoa; Chordata; Hyperoartia; Petromyzontiformes; Petromyzontidae
Gene: SFSWAP
Product: splicing factor SWAP
Biological process (GO): mRNA 5'-splice site recognition; RNA processing
Molecular function (GO): RNA binding
Source: RefSeq, a predicted model, not a curated record